Messenger RNA from Fundulus heteroclitus (mummichog), 5680 nucleotides. RefSeq names its product LON peptidase N-terminal domain and ring finger 2 (gene lonrf2). Bases 588 to 2906 code for a protein of 772 amino acids. Gene Ontology annotation, molecular function: protein binding. Lineage: Eukaryota; Metazoa; Chordata; Actinopteri; Cyprinodontiformes; Fundulidae. The transcript has 12 exons. The record is from RefSeq and is a predicted model, not a curated record.
UGUUAGCCGCAGCUCUCCGGCUGCCUUAUAUAAACACAGCAGGCUCGCAGUUCUGUGGCUAAUGUUUGUUGGAUUCACACGGUUCCUUCUGGCAGUUUCACCGUCAUGAGUUUGUUACCCACUGUCACUGAGUCCGUGGGCUUGACCGGCUGGUAGAUUAAGCUUUUCACUUUAGAUGAUUUAGUCUCGGUGUAACGAAACGCUUUUUUUUUUCCUCAAAGAAGUGCGUUUUUGUUUUGUGGACUGCCUGCUUUGUUUUUAGCGGACAUCAGGGUUGUUGACGACAUGGAGUGGUUUAAGAAGACGUUUUCUGAGAACCCUUAGUCUUUAUUAUAACUUAUUUAGGGGAAAAAACAACAGUUUAUGUCAUUUCCAUUUGGCAAAGCCUUCAACCUGUUCCAAUGGCCGUCACUGGGAGCCGAUCAGAGCGGUGGUUCGUUUCAAGAACGAAACUUUUAAACGACAGCGACGAACAUUUUGGGAAAGCGACGAUUUGUAAUCAAAGAGAACUGUGUCUGCUUCGGGCAGACCGACGCUGAGUGUCUUAUUUAGUUUCUUUGAAAUCACCGUGAGGGAGGAGGUGGAAGAUGGAGACAGGAGUGCUGCCCCACCAGGGCGACCUGCUCCUCCACCCGCUCUCCAACCCCGGAGCCGCGGGCCUCUGCCCCGAAAUGCUGGAGGUGGCCGACGAGGCCAACCGGGCCGGUGACUUUAACCUGGCCGUGGAGAUCUACAGCUCCCAGCUCGCCGACCUCCAGCAGCCCGACCGGGGCUUGUGUCUGAGGAAGGGCGACUCCCUCGCCCGCGCCGGGCGGAUAUCCGAGGCGCUGGAGGCGUACUGCGCGGCGGCCAGCCUGGGCAAGCUGCGGCCGGACGAGCUGCCCGCCCUGGUGGAAGCCAUCGCCCGGACGCUCCGCGGCAAGGAGCUGGGCCUCCCCGUCGCCCCGAGCGGGCAGACGAAAAGCGGCGGCCAGGAGGGGGCUCAAAACGACGGGGAGUGCGAGGAGGACGAAGCCCCGGACAUGUUCUCCUGCGGCCUCUGCAAGUGUCUGCUCCACGAGCCCGCCACGCUGGACUGCGGGCACACCUUCUGCAAGCGGUGCCUGGAGGACGACUCGGUCACGGACUGCGCGAGCUGUGAGCAGAAGGUGGGCCAAGGCGAGCGGCGGGUCAACGUGGUCCUCAGCGGCCUCUUGGACAAACUGUUUGAGGCCGAGAGCCGAGCCAGGAAGAUGUGGGUGGAGGGGGAAGCCUGGUGGAGGAGACGGGACCUGGCGGAGGCCUUGGAGAGGUACAACGCGGCGAUAGAUCUGGUGCCCUCUUCUGGCCGCCUGCUGUGUCAACGGGCCGAGCUGCACAUGGAGAUGAGGAACUUCAGCCAGGCGGCGCAGGAUGCCAACAGCCUCUGCAGGUUAAAACCUCUCUGGACCAAGGCCCACUGUCUGAAAGCCACGGCGCUGAGCAAAGCCGACCGCAACGACGAGGCCCUGCAGGAGUACUUCCUGUGUUUGGCGCUUAAGCCGGACUGGACCAAAGUCAAGCUGGAGGCUCAGAAGGUGCUCAGUGAGGUGUUUUCCUCCGUGUUCGAGAACCAGGACAUGCCCACGCCUCUGCACCCCCUGCAGGGAGGGUUCGCCACGCGUCUGAUCAAACCCCCCGCCUUGAUCCAGUCGCUGAGGCCGCUGACGCAGAAACCAGGCUGCUCCUCACAGGACUCGGAGUUCAGCGUAGCAAAGAGCACUCCUGUGGACGGAUCACCUUCCGAGCUCUGUCCCCCGUCUCCUGCUAAAUCGGACCCGGCCGCUGGGGAGGGCGGCUCCAAAAGUCUGGCUGACGUUUUGGCCUCGCUUCCGGCGCCCCACGGUGGACUAAAGAGGAAGCACAGCAGUGACGGGGCCUCAGCACCUUUCAACCCUCCAUCCAAGCUUUCCAAACCAGACGACGGGAACGCGGUUCAGAAGGCGUCAGUCUGCGGAGGGAGAGCGGUUCCUGCUGAUCUGCUGGACAGCGGAGACCUGGAGUGCUCGCUAUGCAUGAGGUUGUUCUACGAGCCCGUGGCCACUCCCUGCGGUCACACCUUCUGCCUUAAAUGUCUGGAACGCUGUUUGGACCACAACCCCAACUGCCCUCUGUGCAAGGAGAAUCUAGCAGAGUUUCUUGCUACCAGAGGUUACAACAAGACCUUUCUGAUGGAGGAAUUCCUGCAGCGGUACCUUGGAGACGAGCUGGCAGAGCGGAAGAAGAUCCACGAAGAAGAAAUGAAGGAGCUGUCCAAUCUGAACCAGGAAGUGCCCAUCUUCGUGUGCACCAUGGCCUUCCCCACCAUCCCCUGCCCGCUGCACGUGUUCGAGCCGCGCUACCGCCUCAUGAUCCGCCGCUCCAUGGAGACGGGCACCAAGCAGUUCGGCAUGUGCAUAGCAGACGAGCUCAAAGGCUUUGCCGACUACGGCUGCAUGCUGCAGGUGCGAGACGUGAAGUUCUUCCCCGACGGCCGUUCAGUGGUCGACACCAUCGGCGUUUCGAGGUUCAAGGUCAUCAGCCACGGACAGAGAGACGGCUACCACACGGCGAAGAUAGAGUACCUGGAGGACAGGAAGGUUGAAGGGGAGGAUCUAGUGGAGCUCCUGAAGCUGCACGACUCUGCAUAUGAGCAGGCUAACAACUGGUUCACAUCGCUGAAGGACAACAUGAAGAGUCAGAUACUCAGCCACUUUGGACAUCUACCCAGCAAGGACCCAGACCCACAGGCCUACCCUGAAGGUCCCGCCUGGUGCUGGUGGCUUCUCGCUGUCCUUCCACUGGAGAGCAGAGCCCAGCUCACCAUCCUGGCCAUGAACUCCCUGAAGGACCGUCUCAUCGCCAUCCGGAGGGUCCUCAUCUUCGUCACCCGCAAGAGGCCGCGGUGAUGGGACCGGCCGCUCCUUUGGCCCCGCUCUGGCACCUAUGCAGUUCGGACGUACCAUCAUCACCUCAUGCUGUCGCUGUCUGACUCGUUCACUAAUUUAUACUCGUUUUACUCAUCGGUUCCCCCCCUUCAGUCCCGUCACUUCACUCUGAGAUGAUCACAAACUCGUUCCUGUGACACAUAGCCCCUUCAGAGCACAUCGGGCUGGUUCAGGUGUUGGAUUGAAGACGGUCCUGUCCAAAUCCCCCCCCACACCUCUGGCCGUGUAGCUUCACACUUCUGGGUUUCUCUUCAUUUAAGCGUAAAAACUGAUCCCUUUUGUAGAGAUGAGCCGGACUUUUUACCUACGAAGGAACGACAAACUUGUGCUUACAGACACGUUGAGAUGAGAGCGAGGCGGCUUCUGGAUGGAUAACUGUUUCCUGCGCACACUUGGCAGUAAUUCCCAGAAGUCGGUCCACCACAGAGAUCUGCAGAAGAGUUGUGCAAAAAGUAGAAGAGUUUGCAUGAUGACAACAUAUAAUGAAUGUACUUGAUGUUUUCUUCCUCCCCCCUUGCCUUACUACAAAAUGUUUUAAAUGAAUUUCCUUUGCAGGAGAACUCGCAGCUGCUGCCUCACUUUUUAAGUGUUCCUGAUGGACGCAGAGCAGGCCUGGUGUCUGACGUAUACCCUAGAAAGUCCCACGCUUUGCGACUAGCGACGCGCCGAGACGUUUCCGAUCUCCGGUUUUGCUAAAGCUUCUGAUCCCCAUCUAACGGAUUCCGAUUGAAUCUUUAAGAAUCCAAACGAGAUUAAAACAUUUUCUCCCCUAGCCCACCCGAUCAGGGCCCAGCGUUACUGUGUGUACGCGUGCUUGUCAGGCAACUUUGCUUUCGGACUCAACAUUUUAAGCUAACAUCAGAAUUUUAUAUUGGUCCUUAGCGUUGCUAGCGUUAUAAAAACUGAAGUCUCUGUGUGAAUGUUCCAGAAAGGGCAAGGCCGUAUGUUGAAUGCGAUUUUUCAAAGGGCUGAGAAAACUUUUCCGGCACGUCUCAACGACAAGUUCGAAAGCUUUCCAGGAGAAAACGCCGUCUUUCCCCCAAUCUCGGUUCAGCCUUCCUGUCACCUGCCGGCGGUCCCGCUCUCGUGCAGACUGACUGAACCAAAGGUGAGUUUUAGCACGUCCUACCUAGAAAACGCUGUUCCCGUUUUGAAAAGCUUACCCGUACGAGAACGGCUCGCUGCUCGAGACUUCUUCCCUCGGUAACGGCGUCCACACCAAAGAGGGUUAACGAUGGCGCUGCCUUGUAGGCCGGGUUUAGGCGCGGUGCGUCACCUGACCGGGAAAAGAGCCGGCUUUUUGUGGUUCUAACCAGCCGGUCCCCGGGCCAGGACCGAUGGAGAUGGAAAUCAGCCGAGCGCAGACACCAGGCGCUUUCUCUUUCUGGUGCGUAUCCUGUCGUGACGCUACGGGGGCCGAAACUGGCAUUCAGCUCAUGUUGAAGUACAAACUGCAGAAUAUAGGGUGCGAACACGUGUUUGUUCUUGGGUUGAACUGAUUUAGGAUUUGCAUUCUGGUUAACCACACUAACUAGUUGAUGAAGACUAAUUAAAAAAAAAAAAAACACCCAGAUGCUGCUGAUCUGGAACAUGUCCUGUUGUAGCAUAUCUCUGGGACAUAACAGAUGUAGUUUUAAAGGUUGGAAGCGUACUCUUCUGUUAGUUUCUCUCUACUAUGCCCAUACCUGUAUGUGAAUGUGUACAAUUUUGGGUGAUUUAUAUGUACACCAAUGUAAUUCGGAGGCCUUUUUUUAAUGUUUUGUUCAAAGGAGCAAUUUCGUCAUCUCUUCUUUCACUUUCUGUAUAUUAACUUGCACACCUUGAUAAUGCAAUUCUCACCCUGUGGGGUUUCCUUAUAAAAAGUAAGAUGUAUUUAUAUUUAAGCAGCCUUGAAGACUGAUGUGUUUUUGGUUUUUUUCUUUUAAAUGUUUUUCUAAUUUGCAUUGUGUAUUUCUCCUUAUUUUUUUUCUUGCUUUUUUUGAUAUGAAAAGGUGAAACGUCACAAUUACGGCCCCACUAGUACCUUAAUUAUUUUUAUUUUAUGUGUAAAUGGCACCUGCUGGAACCAGAAUGGGGUUCAAGUUAAAUUUCCCGACGUCCUACAGGGACGAUUUAACUGAGUUUGAAUGACAAGCUGAUAAAUGGUACCAUGUGGACUUUUUAAAGUAGCAUUCGUGAGCUGGCUCCAGUUUUUUGUUUAUUUCUUUGCACACAGGAAAUACUGUGCCAACAGUCUUCUGCUCUUCCACUACUAAGAAAUUAGCAGUAACAUAAUUACUAUGCCAUAGGGGGGGAAAAAUACUGAAGAGGAGGAUUCCUGGCUUAUGUGAGAGUCUACCAAUGUAAAAGAAUUAGAAUGCUAUAGUUUCAAAUGAGAAAAGAGGUAAUGUAAACUUACUGAACCUGUUUACAAGAAAAUUCCAGUGUGGGUCUAAGUUAAGAACGAGUGGUGAGAAAAGAUCAAAAAUGUUAUUUUUUUUUGUUUUUUUUUUGAGAAUUUAUAAACUGCAGUAGCUAUAAAGUUGCACAUCGUGAAUCUGCUCCAGUUGGUAGUCCAGGCGAGGUAACUGCAUUGUUGGUGUGUCUAUGAAUGCAUCAUUUCUCUGUGUAGUUCUGUCCCUUCAGUUUGAGACUCCUGCAGUUUUCACAGCGUGCUGCGGUUCCCUAGGAUAUUUGUAAAGGGAGCUCUUGUACCUAUUUUUUUAUUGCAAAUAAAAAGAAACUUAAAUACUGUC